This is a messenger RNA of Dufourea novaeangliae, 1053 nucleotides long. RefSeq names its product histone-lysine N-methyltransferase SETMAR-like. Bases 1 to 1053 code for a protein of 350 amino acids. The transcript has a single exon. Gene Ontology annotation, molecular function: nucleic acid binding. Lineage: Eukaryota; Metazoa; Arthropoda; Insecta; Hymenoptera; Halictidae. The record is from RefSeq and is a predicted model, not a curated record.
AUGGAUAGAACCGAAAUUCGAGCGGUUAUCAAAUUCUUUCAUUCGGAGGGAAAAACAGCAACGGAAAUGAAACCGAGGUUAGAUGCUGUUCUUGGCAAUGCAUCACCUUCAUUUUCUACGGUGAAUUUUUGGGUUUCGGAAUUCAAGCGUGGUCGCAGUCACACAAUUGAUGCACCGUGUUCAGGACGCCCAAAAACGGCUACCACACCAGAAAUUGUGGAUAAAAUCCAUGAUAUGGUUUUGGCAGACCGCCGAAUAAAGGUACGGGAAAUUGUUGAAGCCGUAAGCAUCUCUUAUGAACGAGUGGUUCAUAUUUUACAUAACGAAUUGGGUCUAAACAAGCUUUCCGCAAGAUGGGUGCCGCAUUUGCUCAAUUCUGAGCAAAAGCGCGUUCGAGCCCAAAUGUCAGCUGAUUCUUUAGAGGUUUUUAAAAGGAAUCCCACAGAUUUCAAGAGGAGAUUCGUGACUAUGGAUGAGACAUGGAUUCAUCACUAUACCCCCGAAACCAAAAUCCAAUCAAAACAAUGGAUUGGACACGGUGAAUCGGUUCCGAAAAAGGCAAAAGUCAUUCGUUCGGCUGGAAAGGUGAUGGCGUCCGUAUUUUGGGAUGCUAAAGGAAUUUUGCUUAUUGAUUAUCUUCAAAAAGGAAAAACUGUUACUGGCCAAUACUACGGAAUGCUUUUGGACAAGCUGAAAGCUGCAAUUCGAGAAAAUCGCCCCGGAAUGGCGAAGAAAAAAGUGUUGUUUCAUCACGACAAUGCACCCGCCCAUUCAAGUGCAAUCGCGCAAGAAAAAUUGUCAAAACUGAAGUUCGAAAUUCUUCCACAUCCACCUUAUUCCCCUGAUUUAGUGCCCUCGGAUUUCCACGUGUUCCCGAAACUCAAAACCUUCCUAGCUGGAAAGAGAUAUCAGACGAACGAGGAGGCGAUGGAGGCCGUGAACGAAUAUUUUGGUGACCUCGAAGAAAGUCACUUCCGCCGGGUGGGAGUAGAAAAACUAGAGAAACGUUGGACCAAGUGUAUUGAGCUGCGAGGGGACUAUGUUGAAAAAUAA